Rhipicephalus microplus (southern cattle tick) is the source of this 814-nucleotide messenger RNA. RefSeq lists its product as uncharacterized. The record is from RefSeq and is a predicted model, not a curated record. Gene Ontology annotation, biological process: cellular heat acclimation. Gene Ontology annotation, cellular component: nucleus; cytosol. Gene Ontology annotation, molecular function: transcription corepressor activity. NCBI's taxonomy places the organism in Eukaryota, Metazoa, Arthropoda, Arachnida, Ixodida, Ixodidae.
CGCAGUAAUUGCGGUGGCUGCGGCGUUAGACGCUGGUUUUAUGCUGCUCCGGUAAGGUCAGAUCAUUUGUAGUCAGUUUAACUCGACCUUAUUUCUAAUAUUUUCCUCCCGGCGAUAAUCUAGUUGGUUGUGCUAGUUAAGGGAACGGCAAGGCCGACAUAUAAACUCUCUAGUGCGCUCAUCGAAAUAAACUAGCGAUGGCAGAACAGUCCGGUUACUCGGCUGGCAAAAACCAAGAUUCGAAGUCUGAUCUCAACAAAUCUACCUCGGGAGCAGACCAUGCGCCGGAUCCGAAGAACAUUCAAGACUUGACGCAAUACGUGCAGACCCUGCUUCAGCAGAUGCAAGACAAAUUUCAAGUGAUGUCUGAUCAGAUACUUACAAGGAUCGAUGACAUGGGCCAUCGCAUAGAUGAUUUGGAAAGGAACAUUACUGACCUCAUGGUACAAGCAGGAGUUGAAGAAGCUGACAAAUGAUGUGUGGACAAAAUGCUGUGCAAAGAGCUACUACAUGCUUGUGUACUCAGAGCACAGAGCUGCAAAAAUGUGAUGUUUCACUUUGUAUAGUUAUGUUGCCCCCAUGUCUUCAAAAAAAAAAAAAGCGUUUGCUUAAGUGUGUUCCAAAGUCAGGCAUCGUAUGUAACACGAGGCAGGUUGAACAUGUUGUAUAAAGCCUCUGAAUCAGGUGCUGUAUUAAAGAGAAUGACAGCAAUAGAAAUGUCAUCUUUGUGCAGUGUUCUCAACUUGUUUUUUAGCUCUUAGUUUCGACUGUAAAAAUUGUACUGUGUGAUUAAUAAAUGUUCCUAACGAUCUUA